Pimephales promelas (fathead minnow) is the source of this 1990-nucleotide messenger RNA. It is a transcript of the gene gata1b, whose product is annotated as GATA binding protein 1b. The record is from RefSeq and is a predicted model, not a curated record. Gene Ontology annotation, molecular function: DNA-binding transcription factor activity, RNA polymerase II-specific; RNA polymerase II cis-regulatory region sequence-specific DNA binding; zinc ion binding. Lineage: Eukaryota; Metazoa; Chordata; Actinopteri; Cypriniformes; Leuciscidae. Gene Ontology annotation, biological process: positive regulation of transcription by RNA polymerase II; cell fate commitment; negative regulation of transcription by RNA polymerase II. Gene Ontology annotation, cellular component: nucleus.
UUUAAUAUGGCUAUAUAGGUUUGUUCGUUUUUAUUUAUUUUCGGUUAAUAAUUUAUUCAAUAGCAAUGUUUCAACUUAAACUAAACAACAUUUUGAAUAUAUAAUAAAAUAAUAAUAAACUAAACUUUUUCAAUUUAUAUUUUAUUUUAUUUCAGCUUUAUUUCAAUUAACAGAAACAAAUAGUUUAUAUACAGAAGAGGAGAACACAUUUUUGUGUGUAUCUGAGUAGCUCUUUUUGCUCUUUGUUGGCUUUGCAUAUUUGUUAUUGUAAUUUGCAAUGCAGACUUUUACGAGAUUUUCAAAUUACGUGAGAUGUUUCUAGACUUUUUUUUGUGCAUUUGCACUUAUGAGGCACCAUAUUUGCUGAAGUGGACCUGUCUUUGGCCCCACCCACUGUAUCCACAUGUGUAACCUCAAUCACCCAGAAUGCCAGAGCUCAGAAAUCUUCACACAUAAAGUUCUGGCCAUCAGCAGUGCUCACCUUCAUCACAGACACCUGUUCUGCGGACUGAACCGAUAAGAUCAGUACAAAAGGUGUUGCUGAUAGACAUGGAGAGCUCCGUUGAGCAGACUCGCUGGGCAUCAUCCUCCAUGUUGGCAUCAGAGGUGAUGCCCACUUACCCUCCUGACUCCAGCUAUCUGGUCCACACUGAGGAGGGCUCGAUGUUCCCCUGCACUGAUGCGGAUUACAGCGGCUUGCCCUCUGUGUUCACCAGCCCCAUCCAUGGCCGCCCAUCUGGAGCUUUUCAACACAGCCCAGUAUAUCCCGUUUACUCCUCUCCAUUCCUCGGCAACCUGUCCUGGCUUGAAGGUUCAAACGGAUCCCCUCUAACCAACCUCUUCCCAUCAUCCCCGUCCUCCUGGCAUGGCAGUGCAUUUUCCAAGACGUCCUCCCCGUCCUUCCAUGUGUCCGCGUCCCUCGCCUCCGCCAGACCGCCUCAUUCGGCCCUUCCCUCCCCUAUCCUGGACCAGAAGGAGAGUGUAAAAGGAGAGAGAUUGAGUCCUCCUGGAGGGAUGUUCCCUCUAAACCCUUCAGUGAGUGGUGUGUAUGCUCACACACACUCCUCAAAAGCCCACUCGCAGUCACUGGGCCACAUCAGUCCCUACGGGAGCUUCACGCAAGAUUACAACAGUUCAGCUGCUCUCUACGCUCCCUCGUCCUUCUCACCCAAGUUAUGCAGCAAGAUGAGAUUCUCCCCUUUAGAUACGCGUGAGUGUGUGAACUGUGGGGCCACUGCCACCCCUCUGUGGCGGCGUGAUGGAACGGGCCACUACCUCUGCAAUGCCUGCGGACUGUACCAAAAGAUGAACAGACAGAACAGGCCUCUCAUCCGACCCAAAAAGAGACUGGUCAUCAGUAAGCGAAUAGGAACUCAGUGUGCCAACUGCCAGACCAGCACCACCACACUGUGGAGACGCAACGCCAGCGGAGAGCCCGUGUGUAACGCUUGCGGACUCUAUUUCAAGCUUCACAAUGUGAACAGACCGCUGACUAUGAAGAAGGAAGGCAUUCAGACACGCAACCGUAAAGUGUCCAGCAAGAGCAGAAAAGGGAAGAAGUUCAGCACUGCAGAGGAGAAUCUCUAUUGGGAUUUUUCGAAGAAUCCUGCCUCUGAUCAGUAUUUCGACAUGUAUCCUCAGAGUCCUGGUGCUCUGGGGGUCUAUAGCCAUUCUUCCCAUUCACUGCCGCCCACAGCUGCCUUCUACAGCCAUGCCACCCUGCCCUACCCAUACCACCCGCCGGCUGCCAUCAUGCCCAGCGUGAUGUGAGAGGAACUGGACUGUGACUGUGUACAAAACACUCACUGCACAGCCACAUUACUUCACAUACUCAUCAUGAACACACUUUACAGAUGUGGAUGCAUGAGGGCAAUAUACAGAUGUCCUAAAACAUAUUUGGACAUUAAAGUCACUAAAGUCAAAAAUGUAAUUAUACACUCUUUGGAAAAAAGGGUUCUAUAUAUGUAGCAUAGGGUUCUUUACUUAACUG